AUAUUUUUUUAUAUUCCACCAAGAAUCCAUCCCCUGUUAUUUGGUUUUGUUGUUAUUUUUCAUAUAUAUGUAUGUAUUUGUUUUCUAUGUUAUGUUUUGGGAGCUUUUAUUUUGUUAUGUCACUUCGACUUCCCUUCCAUGUCACUUCCGGUGGUUUCGGGCCUCCCUCUCCUCAGUCGGCAAGAGGCGCUGAUGAGAGGAGAGGGCGUGCAUGCAGAAGCUCCAUGAGGUCGCUGUACUAAAAUUGCGUUUAUAUUCACACAGCUGAAGGUGGAGCUCUGAGAGGAGCCAAGGGCGGAGAAGCAGGACUGAAUGUGGAGCUUCAGCAGCAGCUAACAGCCCGGUUACCAAAGGAGCUUCAAUCACGCUUCGAUCAGAGAGCCUAAAGAGCUCAGGUUUGACCUGAUGACCUGUUUGAAGUGACGUCACUCUCUGGAACCGGAAAUCUGUGACAGCGGAUCAGGGAAAGCAGAGCAGGGGCGGAACACGGAGCAGAUUCUGGAUCAGCUCACUUCGGGCUUCACUCGGUUUUCUGUACUACGAAGGUGGAGCGCUUCUUACCGGCUCCAUCACCGCCUCAUGCUGAUCAACAGGUUCAGUGACUGAUAGACAGCAGUGGACCCUACAGAGAAGAUGAAGCAUCGACACAAAACAAAGAACACCUUCAAAGAAAAAGCAGAGUCACAGGAGGACGAGGAAGAGUUGCUUAAGGACAGACAAGAACCAUCUGAUCCCAAAAGUCAAGAAGACCCAAAAGAAGAAUACAUGGUAGUAGCAGAAGAAGAAGGAGACACAAAUGACACACCUGAAAGACGUAAUAUUAGAUUAAGAUUACGGCGGAUCCCGAAGUACAGGAAAUACCAGAGAUCAGAGAAAUUGGGUGUGAUGCCACCUCUACCCAUGACACCUUUAUCAAGUAUAACAGAACAUACUCCACCAUCCUCUGCUGUCGCUCCACCCUUUGUUCAUCAUAGCUUUCAGGAGACUUCCCCACAGUUCAAUUUAGAAAAACCAAGCAGUGUAACCAAGGAGCAGGGAAUCAAACCUUCAUCACUGUGUGACAGUCUCUAUGACUUAGUGGACUCUGCUUCUUCCGCCUUUCACUCGUCUGCUUCAGGUUCACAACUCAUAUCCGGGACGAGGCAAUUUGAAUCUCUUGCUGAACAUGAGCCACUAUCCGAUGUCGAUGUAAACAAAUUGGAUCAUCAAGAUCAGCCAUCAUUUAAUUGUGCUACUUGUUUUGGUUCUUAUGUUUUUCAAGAUCAACAAUCAAAGCAAACUGAUCAAAGAUCAAUAAUGUUAAAACCAACUGAAAUAUCAGAUCUACUGCCUGUUUCUCCGUAUCGUGUUCAAGUCAGGUAUCAGUCUAAUUCAGCCUCCUUCAGUUCACGUGGACCUACCUUCAGUUCUGGCAGAGGUUCAUCACCCCCACAACCUGAGGAUGUUAAUGCGUGUGAACUAUUAAGAAAGAGAAGUACGUCAUUGUUAGACCUCUUACCCACAUGGUCAAAUGAACAUGUACAUGUGGGACAACCAGAGGGGUCAUUCCUCAGAACUUUACCUCAGAGUAUGUUUUCAUAUCAACCAGGCUUUUCUCCUCCAUUAAACUCUGAAGUCUCUCAGACUAAAGAGGAACAAAGCAGCGACUCAUCAGCAGAAACUAAUGAGAGAUCAGAACAGCUGGAUUAUUAUAUGCCAGAGGUUACAGAGGUUUUACAUUUUCCAGCCUCUGAACCUAAAACAGUAUACUAUGGCAGGAGAUCCCACAGUAAUCCACUCAUUCCCAUCCCUGAUCCCUGCCCUCAGUCCAGCGUCCCACCUCUUGUUUAUUCUCCUGAAUGCAGCGAUGAAGAAAAGCUAGAAGAAGAAGCUGCUGGAGGUUUCCUUUGGGGAGCAGAAUGCAGUCCAGCUGCUGACAAUAUAGACGGAGCAGCAGCCUCACCUGUGAGAGCUGAGUAUGUGUCAGCUACCAACACCCUGCCACCCAGCUCCCAUCUCCAGGUCUCCUCCUCCUGCUGCUUGACUCGUUCUCACAGCGCGCCGUCACUGAGCAAAAUCCCAAAGAACAACUUCAGACGAGCAGCAAGUUUACCUGACAUGAAGCUGAAGGAGUUUACACCUGCCAUCAGCGCUGAUGACUGUGAUGAUGAAACCUACAGCUUCCAGUGCUCCUGCCCGGGCCUGUACCAGUGCAGUGUGAGCAGCCUGGUGUUUAACAUGAAGGGAGAAGGGGGCGUGGCCUACAGGACCGUCCCUUGGAACAGGAGGCUGCUGGCCCAGCACCACAAGAAGCCUGCAGGACCCCUGUUUGACAUCAAGUGUCUGCAGCAGUCUGUGUGUCAGCUCCAUCUCCCACACUGUGAGAUCAUCUCCACAGGUGGAGGUCGGUCCUUGCAGGUCGCUCAUGUCAGUGAUGAGGGCAUCGAGUUCAUCAGCCCUCACCAGGUAACAGAGACUCAUGUUGUUGUAAACAUCUCAGGGUUUUCUGCUUAUGGUAACGUCAAGGAUGAAGACUCUCCCCCUGACCCGGUCCAAGCUCUGGUUCUGCUCUUCUACAAACCCCCUGAAGAUCCUGAUCUCAGAUCUGUCCUCAGUGUACUGUUGUUACCCAGGAACAUUGUGUUUCACAAAAUUCAGCGUGACCGGAGGAAGUUAGACAAAAAUGAGAGGUACUUAGAGACGUCCCCUCACUGUAAACUGCAUCCAAAGCAGGUUUACGCUCUGUCCACGUCUCCUGAAGACGACCUGAUCAAAGUUCAGCCAAAAGAAGCAGAGUUUGAUGACGAGUACCAUGAAAGCUACUUCCCAUCCUUCCAGGUGGUCUUAAAAAGAAUCCUUACAGAUGUUAACCUCACUCUGAGAGACAGCAGCAGCUCCAGCUGUGUUUGGGAAAGAGAGGUUUGUCUUUUACCCUCCGGAGUGAAAACUUUGGAAACUGGUCCUAAAAAGAGACCGUCAGAUCUGCGGAGCUGCUUCAUCAGAAGAAUAUCAGGACCUGUUCUCAGCAGCCUGCUGGACCAACUGCUGGAGAAAAGGGUGAUAACUGAUGCUGAGAGGGAGGCAGCAGACACAAAGCAAAGCAGGAGUGACAGAGCUCGCUUUGUUUUUGACACUGUGAGCAAUAAAGGUGAAGCUGCCAGUUCAGAGAUGAUGGAGUUCCUCUGUGAGGAGGACCCCUUCCUCUGUGAACACCUCGGGCUGAAGCAAAAUGGAGAGAAGGCUUCCUAACAGCCGCUGUCCUCACUCACUGCAGACAGCAUCCUCAGAUUUGUACUCAGCUGUUCAUCUCUCUGAAGAUGUUCCUGUAAUCUGAAGGAUGCUUUAGGUCUGGAUGAUCUGAUACUCAGUAACCAUGGAGAUACAUUUAAAUGCUAAAUUUAAACAUUUUCCUUUAAAGUGUUUAUCAGAUAUUGUGAUUUUAGAUUGCUCUACUUUUUAAUACACUUUUAUAACUUUAUAAGUUGAUUUUUUUUUUUAAUGACUGUACUGCACAUUUCUGAUGUUAUUAUCUGUAUUUUAGUUUUUACUGAAAUGCUGUAAUAUGAUGGUUCUGUAUCGUUCUCUUUUUAUGGCAUACGCUGUUAAACCUGUAAGUAACUGAAUUAUUCUGGGCACCAGAAAAAUACCAUUAAAGGAGUUUGAACCUG
Archocentrus centrarchus (flier cichlid) is the source of this 3647-nucleotide messenger RNA. RefSeq lists its product as uncharacterized. Gene Ontology annotation, biological process: regulation of apoptotic process. The record is from RefSeq and is a predicted model, not a curated record. The coding region runs from base 634 to 3228 and encodes 864 amino acids. NCBI's taxonomy places the organism in Eukaryota, Metazoa, Chordata, Actinopteri, Cichliformes, Cichlidae. The transcript is spliced from 4 exons.